Tachyglossus aculeatus (Australian echidna) is the source of this 708-nucleotide messenger RNA. RefSeq names its product dual specificity phosphatase 3 (gene DUSP3). The record is from RefSeq and is a predicted model, not a curated record. Gene Ontology annotation, cellular component: cytoplasm. Gene Ontology annotation, molecular function: protein tyrosine/serine/threonine phosphatase activity; MAP kinase phosphatase activity. NCBI's taxonomy places the organism in Eukaryota, Metazoa, Chordata, Mammalia, Monotremata, Tachyglossidae. The transcript has 3 exons. Bases 7 to 555 code for a protein of 182 amino acids. Gene Ontology annotation, biological process: negative regulation of MAPK cascade; protein dephosphorylation.
CCCGCCAUGGCCGGCCGCUUCGCCAUCUCCGUGCGGGACUUGAACGAGCUGCUGUCCGACCUCGGCGGCGGCUACAGCUUCCCGGACCGGCCGUGCAACGAGGUGGCCCCACGGCUCUUCGUGGGCGACGCGUCAGCGGCUCGGGACAUCCCGGGGCUGCGGCGGCUGGGCAUCACGCACGUCCUGAACGCGGCCGAGGGCAAGUCCUUCAUGCACGUGGACACGGGCGCCCAGUUCUACGCGGGCACGGACAUCGCCUACCUGGGCCUCCGCGCCAGCGACUCGCCGGACUUCAACCUCGCCGCCUACUUCGGCCGCGCGGCCGACUUCAUCGCCGGCGCCCUCGGCCGGGACGGCCGCGUGCUGGUCCACUGCCGGGAGGGCUACAGCCGUGCCCCGACUCUGGCCAUCGCCUACCUGAUGCUGUGCCAGGGCAUGGACGUGCGGACGGCGCUGAGCACCGUGCGCCAGCACCGCGCCAUCGGGCCCAACGAUGGCUUCCUGGCGCAGCUUUGUGAGCUCAACGAGAGGCUCGUUGCUGAGAGGAAGGCCUGAGACCCCAGAGGCUUGGGCCAGGCUGCACCUCCAGCUCCGCAGACCGCCUCCAACCCCGCAGACCUCCCAGCCCCACAGAACCCCAGGCCCACAGACCCCCAGACCUGCAGCCUCCCAGGGUCCUGUCUGGGCCCAAUAAAGUAUUUGGAUGGG